AUGGACAAACUGCGAAAGAAGUCGAUUUCGAUGAAAGAAACUGAAAGCACAGAUCCAGAUCGCUGCUUCGAUAUGGGAUACGUCGCCGGGCAACUGGGGCACGUUUUCGCACCUACGCCUAGAAGUACACUAUCGUCCUCACCUGCCAACUCCAAGCAGGAGAACAAGUCCUCGCAGGGAGGAGGGCGAGACGAAACAAGGCAGGUUGAAGCUGAAGAUGGGAGUGACGGUUCCUCUAGAGACCCCGUUGACGGCUAUGGGACGUUCCCAUGGACUCUCGCGAGUGAAAGGAAGGCUUUGGGUCGAGAGGCAGAAACUCGUACUGAAAUCUACGAAGAUUUGUUAGGAGGGUUCGACACGACUUCGUGGCUGUUCCAAAAUGAGGCUGCAGGUCUGUGGGCGCAUUACGUGGUCCGUGUGGACAGUGUGAAUGACGUGGACAGCGACAACGCGAUGAGUACCGGAGUGCAGUGGCAAAUCCGAUAUUACGACGCAGAGAGCUUUGGGGGAAUGCACGCAACGGACCCAUACGCCCUGCAUCGAGCAUUGGAGAGCGACGAGAAGAUCCCACUUCCUUCAGGAAACAGCUUGGGCGGAAAGUUAAGGCUACUUGUAUUAGAAAUAGAAUUAGUAUUAGGUAGAGAAUGAAAAAUUCACCUACUCGUCUAACUCUAACUUCUUUAUUCUACAACAUGAUCUUCUACUCUUUCUGGUUUCAUCAGCGCGUUCACGUCCAUGUUUGCAAUAGAGUACUUAUUCAUACGGAUUCUGAAUACGAAUAAAAGGUCCUCUAAGGAAGGCGCUUUUCUCUUGUCGCGCUACGAUGCUGUUUGGCAGUGACAGCGAAUAUUCGCCACUUCUCUACCUGAUCGCUCGAAGCAGCCCCGAUGGAGAUCGACGCUAG
Messenger RNA from Amoebophrya sp. A25, 904 nucleotides. The record is from the annotation of a GenBank genome assembly. Lineage: Eukaryota; Dinophyceae; Syndiniales; Amoebophryaceae.